UGUCACCUGAACUGGGCCAGCUACGAAAUAAUUCUAAUGAAAUUUCGUCAGAGCUUGGUUUUUAUCAAUGAUUUUUAGAACCAUUCAUUUCUCAAUAAUCAGAAAUAUCUAUGAUUGGAAUAUACUGAAACAUAUAAAAUAAACUCGCAUCAAUUCAAAUCAUUCAUUAACGAUUAAGAGUUUGAACAGCUUCAAUCAUGAAUUCCCUUCUAGUCAUUUUAGCAGCUUGUGUUGCAGCAGUUUUGGCCUUCCCUCAUCAUGAACAUCAUGCUCCAGCCCAUUAUAAAUUCGACUAUGGCGUACAUGAUCCACAUACUCAUGAUAUAAAAUCUCAAUGGGAACAUAGGGAUGGAGAUCACGUGAAAGGAGCUUACACCCUGAAAGAAGCUGAUGGUACCACCAGGUUGGUGGAAUACACUGCAGGACCUCAUUCUGGAUUUAACGCUGUUGUGAAGAGAAUAGGUCAUGCUCAUCAUCCAGCUCAUUAUGGUCAUCAUGGAGGUGCUCAUCAAGGUGGACAUGGAGGAGACAGCUUUGUUGGAGUGACUCAUUGGGGUUUCCAACAUGUAAUUCUAGCCGGCUGUGCUGUGGCAGUAUUAGCUGUUCCCCACCAUGAACAUCAUGCACCAGCACAUUACAAAUUCGACUAUGGUGUACAUGAUCCUCAUACUCAUGACGUGAAAUCUCAAUGGGAACAUAGAGAUGGAGAUCACGUAAAAGGAGCUUACACCUUGAAAGAAGCUGAUGGUACCACCAGGUUGGUGGAAUACACUGCUGGACCUCAUUCUGGAUUUAACGCUGUUGUGAAGAGAAUAGGUCAUGCUCAUCAUCCAGCUCAUUAUGGUCAUCAUGGAGGUGCUCAUCAAGGUGGACAUGGAGGAGACAGCUUUGUUGGAGUGACUCAUUGGGGUUUCCAACAUUGAUUUAAGCGAUAUAAUUCGUAACCGAUUUGUAUAUUUUGUUGAUCAUUUUGUUAUUUCAAUAAUUGUAUUAUUUUUUUA
Molecule: messenger RNA, 1001 nt
Organism: Harmonia axyridis
Lineage: Eukaryota; Metazoa; Arthropoda; Insecta; Coleoptera; Coccinellidae
Product: adult-specific cuticular protein ACP-20-like
Exons: 5
Coding region: 198-923 (241 amino acids)
Cellular component (GO): extracellular matrix
Source: RefSeq, a predicted model, not a curated record